AGUUGGGAACAGAAGUUCAUUUACUGAUCAGAGAGGGCCCUGAGAGGCCGCGCUGCUCCUUCUCCCGCAUUCACUGGGGAGUCUUGCUCUGCAAGUGCAGUUGCAGGCGGUUCGGGAGCGCACACCCAGACCUGCCGCCCGCCGCUUCUGUGCUUCUGCAUCUGCCACCGUGGGUCCCAAGUUCCAGCGACUUCUCCUGUCCCACACUCUCCGCUUUGCUCCCCGUGUGUCCUGAAGAAAGGGGACCUGCUCCCGAGAUUUUCCACGGUGAUGAUAGCAUUUGAAGACCUGGCUGUGUACUUUAGCUGGGAGGAAUGGCAGAAAAUGAACAAUGCUCAGAAAACCCUAUACAGAGAUGUGAUGCUGGAGACCUACAGCAGCCUGUUCUCCUUGGGGCACUGCAUUACCAAACCUGACUUGAUCUUCAAGUUGGAGCGAGGAGCAGAGCCAUGGAUGGUGGAAGAAUGCCUGAAUCAGAGCCUUCCAGUGGUCAUGAAAAGGGAUGACCUGAUUAGGAUCAACCAGGAAAGUCAGGACAAAAAUCUGAAUCAGGAUUUUAUGAAAAAUAACAAGACAUCAGCUCUCAAGAGAGUUGAAUUAAGAAAAACCCUUAAUUUAAAUUCAAGCCAUAUUCCAACACUGAUUAUUAAAAAGGGAACCUAUUCACGAUUGAAGCCUGAGGAAUUCAGUAAAUGUCACACUGUGUAUCCCCACAGUGGGCCUGAUCAAUUACAGGAUGGAGAGAAAUUUGAUAACACUAAGAUACCUGGAAGUUCUCUCCAGUUCUGUGAGCCUUUUGGUCAGCAUGACAAGAUUCACAUCAUGAAGCAGCCAUUUGGACCCACUGGACAAGCAAAAUUCUUCACAAGAAAGAUGCUCUGUAAAUCUGAGAGGGUUCAUAUGGCAGAAAACUGUAAUAAAUCAACUGUCACUUUUGGAAAAGUAACUCCAAUUGAAAAAGCUAUCCAUGAAAAUUCUAGCCUCAAUGUGCAUCAACAAACUCACACAGGAAAGAAAUUUUAUAAGUACACUAGGUAUGUUGAACCUGUCAUUCACCAGCCACAACUUGCAAUAAAUCACAGACUAAAUACAAGGGGAAAAUUCUCUACAUGUAAACGUUGUGAAAAUUCACUGAGUUUUAAUUCACCUUAUGAAUGCAAUGACUGUGGAAAAGCCUUUAGACAAAAGUCAUACAUUCUCAUACAUCAGCGAAUUCACACAGGGGAGAAACUUCAUGAAUGUAAUGACUGUGGAAAAGCCUUUAGAUACAAGUCAGUCCUCAUGAAACAUCAGCGAAUUCACACAGGGGAGAAACCCCAUAAAUGCAAUGACUGUGGAAAAGCCUUUAGACACAAGUCAGACCUCAUGAAACAUCAGCGAAUUCACACAGGGGAGAAACCUCAUAAAUGCAAUGACUGUGGAAAAGCCUUUGGACACAAGUCAUACCUCCUCAUACAUCAGCGAAUUCACACAGGGGAGAAACCCCAUGAAUGCAAUGACUGUGGUAAAGCCUUUGGACACAAGUCAUACCUCCUCAUACAUCAGCAAAUUCACACAGGGGAGAAACCCCAUGAAUGUAAUGACUGUGGAAAAGCCUUUGGACACAAGUCAUACCUCAUGAAACAUCAGCGAAUUCACACAGGGGAGAAACCUCAUAAAUGCAAUGACUGUGGAAAAGCCUUUGGACACAAGUCAUACCUCCUCAUACAUCAGCGAAUUCACACAGGGGAGAAACCCCAUGAAUGUAAUGACUGUGGGAAAGCCUUUGGACACAAGUCAGACCUCAUGAAACAUCAGCGAAUUCACACAGGGGAGAAACCUCAUAAAUGUAAUGACUGUGGAAAAGCCUUUGGACACAAGUCAAACCUCAUAAAUCAUCAGCGAAUUCACACAGGGGAGAAACCUCAUAAAUGUAAUGAUUGUGGAAAAGCCUUUGGACGAAAGUCACACCUCAUCAUACACCAGAGAAUUCACACAGGGGAGAAACCUCAUAAAUGUAAUGACUGUGGAAAAGCCUUUGGAUACAAGUCUGUCCUCAUCACACACCAAAGAAUUCACAUGGGGCAGAAACCUCAUGAAUGUAAUGACUGUGGAAAAGCCUUUGGAAAUAAGUCAUACCUCAGGAAACAUCAGCGAAUUCACACAGGGGAGAAACCUCAUAAAUGUAAUGACUGUGGAAAAGCCUUUGGACACAAGUCAAACCUCAUGAAUCAUCAGCGAAUUCACACAGGGGAGAAACCUCAUGAAUGUAAUGACUGUGGAAAAGCCUUUGGACGAAAGUCAGUCCUCAGGAAACAUCAGCAAAUUCACACAGGGGAGAAACCUCAUAAAUGUAAUGACUGUGGAAAAGCCUUUGGACGAAAGUCAAGCCUCAUAAUGCACCAGCGAAUUCACACAGGGGAGAAAUCCUAUGAAUGUGAUGACUGGAAAAGCCUGUGGACACAAAUCACACCUCAUAUUACACCAGAGAAUUCACAUGAUGUAGAAAACUCAUGAAUAUAAUAACUGUGGAAAAGCCUUUGGAUGAAAAUCACACCUCAUCAUACGCCAGAGAUUUCACACAGGGGAAAAACCUCAUAAAUGUAAUGACUGUGGAAAAGCCUUUGGACAAAUGUUAGACCUCAUGAAACAUCAGCAAAUUCACACAGGAGAGAAACCCUAUGAAUGUAAUGACUAUGGAAAAGCUUUUGGCCAUAAGUCAGGCCUCAUGAAACAUCAGCAAAUUCACACAAGGCGGAAACCUCAUGAAUGUAAUAACUGUGGAAAAGCCUUUGGAUGAAAGUCAAGCCUCAUAAUGCACCAGAGAAUUCACACAGGGGAGGAACCCCAUGAAUGUAAUGAGUGGGGGAAAGCGUUUGGACAAAAGUCAGUCUUUAGGAAACAUCGGAGAAUACACAGGGGAGAAACCUCAUGAAUGUAAUGACUUUGGAAAAGCCGUUGGACAAAAGACAAACCUCAUAUCAUAGCAGAGAAUUCACACAGGGUAGAAAACUCAUGAUUGUAAUAACUGGAAAAGCAUUUAGCCAUAAGUCAACCCUCAUUGUGCAUCAGAGAAUUCACACAGGGCAGAAACUUUAUAAUGACUGGCAAAGCCUUUGGACAAAAGUCAAACCUCAUAAUGCACCAGAGAAUGCACACAGUGUUGAAACUUCAUGAAUGUAAUGACUAUGGGAAAACUUUUGGUCUUAAGUUCCAACUCCAACUGCAUCAGAGGAUUCACACAAGGAAAUAACAUUAGAAAUGUAAUGGCUGUGGAAAAGCCUUUUUCUAUAAAUUAUACCCCAUAUCAAAACAAUUCACACAGGCAAGAGACCUUAUGAAUCUAAUGAGUGUGGGAAAGCCUUUUGUUAUAAAUCAUAGCUCAUAUCACACCAGAGAAUUCACACUGGGGAGAAACUUCAUGAAUGCAAUGACUGUAGAAAAGCCCGUGGCAAUAAGUCGCAUCUCAUAAUGCAUCAGAAAAUUCACAUGAAGAGAAACCUUUUGGACAUAAUGACUUGGAAAGCUUUUUCCAAUAAUGCAGUCCUCAUUGCACAUCAUCUAAUUCAUAUGGGGGAAAACACUUUGGAUCUAAUGCAUAUGUAAAUGCCUUUAUCCAUAAGUAACACCUCAUAAAACAUCAGAAUUCACAUGGAGGAGAAACCUUAUGAAUGGAAUGAGUGUUGGAAAACUCUGCCAAAAUCACACAAUAUAACAUCAGAAAAUUGAUUAUAUAAUAGAAAUCUUGUAAUAAGUGUGGGAAAGCCUUUUGUCAGAAGUAAUACCUCAUAACACAUGUAGUUCAAACAAGGGAGAGAACUUUUUAUAACCAUGUGACAGAGCCUUUUGCUGGAAAUUACAUCCCAUACAAUAGGCAUUCCCAUAAGGAAGAAAGAUUGGGACCAGCGCUGUGGCACAGUAGGUUAAAGCCCUGGCCUGAAGCACUGGCAUACCAUGUGGGCACUGCUUCUAGUCCUGGCUGCUCCUCUUCUGAUACAGCUCUCAGCUAUGGCCUGGGAAAGCAGUAGAAGAUGGCCCUGUACCCAUGUGGGAGACACAAAAGAAGCUCCUGGCUACUGGCUUCUGAUCAUUGUAGCUCCAGCCAUUGCAUCCAUCUGGGGAGUGAACCAGCAGAUGGAAGACCUCUCUCUCUCUACCUCUCUCUGUAACUCUGUCUUUCAAAUAAAGUAAAUUGUUAAAAAAAGGAAGAAAGGUUAGAAAUAUUAGUGUGAAAAAAAGCCAUUUGUCAGAAAUUGAUCACUAUACAUCAGAGAAUUCACACAAAGGGUUUCUUUGGAAUGUAAUGAAUGUGGAGUGUAAUGAAUGAAUGUAUAUUUUCAUGGUAUUCAAGCUGUCAUAAAUAUGCAACUCAAAAAAGGUGAUAUCCUUCAAGUGCAGUAGAUGUGAAAAAACCAUAACCAGAAAUUAAACAGGCUGGCGCCAUGGUUCAGUAGGAUAAUCCAGUUCUAGUCUCAGCUGCUUCUCUUCCA
Messenger RNA from Lepus europaeus (European hare), 4469 nucleotides. Its product is annotated as zinc finger protein 260-like. Gene Ontology annotation, molecular function: DNA-binding transcription factor activity; RNA polymerase II cis-regulatory region sequence-specific DNA binding. The coding region runs from base 271 to 2496 and encodes 741 amino acids. The transcript is spliced from 4 exons. Lineage: Eukaryota; Metazoa; Chordata; Mammalia; Lagomorpha; Leporidae. The record is from RefSeq and is a predicted model, not a curated record. Gene Ontology annotation, biological process: regulation of transcription by RNA polymerase II.